ACAGUAAAAUAAACAAACUAAUUUAUUGACGAGGUAAUUUAAAAUUUAAUUCCUUUUUGUUUCACUGUGCUGACUGUUGUCUAUAUUUUUAUACCCUUACCAAAAAUGUUUUUCUGUUACCAAGUUUGAUAGUCCAGCUCACAAAUACUUUGAAGAUUAAAAGAUAAUUUGAUCCUAUCGAGUUUGUUUUUCAAAAUGUUUGUAGUCUAUUAAGGUGUUUAAACAUGGUAAGUGGUAAAAUUCCAAUCCAAUCUAAGCCAAUUAAAAGGUAACUAAAAGUCGGUGGAGUAAUGGUUAAAAUAGAUUUGGUCUGCUAUUUUUUUUUUGCCCCUGCUGCUACUUCGUGUAAUUACUCAAAGCAUUGUUUAUUCAAUUAAAUGUGAGUUGCUACGCUUUUAUGUACUUGCCAAACAUUUAAAUGCGUUCAAUUUUCAAAUUAGCCAGUUCAUUCAACCGUUUUGAGUCUGCUCGACUGACCGGAGGGGGUAAUAAAAUGUUUCAAAUUGCUCUAUUUGGAGAAGCUAUAAAACAAUUCGCACAAGAAUUGUUUCAAUUAGUCGUAACGGAAUAUUCGCAGCGUUCGGUACACAAUGAUUUGGGCAUUCUGGAUUCUAUUAUCCUUGGCCCUUUUCACCGAUGGUCAUUUGAUUCGCAUUCCCAUGCAGUUUCAGGGCUCGUUUAUGGCCAGCCGGCGACAUCAUCGAGCUGGUAAGGCUUCACUCUAUGCUAAGUACAAUUUGAGCGGAAAUCAAGACGCAUUGCAGGAGCGUAGUGCCAGCGAACAAUUGGAUAAUCGCAUGAACUUGGAGUAUGCAGGACCCAUAAGCAUUGGCACACCGGGUCAGCCCUUUAACAUGCUCUUCGACACUGGAUCGGCGAAUCUCUGGGUUCCUAGUGCUGAUUGUUCUUUGAAGAAUCGAGCCUGCCAGCAUCAUCAUCGUUACAAUGCCAGCGCAUCGCAAAGUCAUGUGCCAAAUGGUCGUCCCUUUGCUAUAGCCUAUGGCACAGGCAGUCUAUCGGGUAGAUUGGCAGAGGACACAGUUACCAUAGGCCAAAUGGUUGUUCGCAAUCAGACCUUUGGCGUGGCCGAGCACGAACCAGGAGACACAUUCAUAGACACAAACUUCGCUGGCAUUGUGGGUCUCGCCUUUCGAAAAAUUGCCGAGCAACACGUGACUCCCUUAUUUCAGAGCAUGUGUGAUCAGAAGUUGGUGGAUCAAUGCGUUUUUUCGUUCUAUCUCAAACGCAAUGGCAGUGAGCGUAGCGGCGGUGAACUUCUUUUCGGGGGCACUGAUUCAACCAAGUUUACGGGUCAACUGACCUAUGUGCCACUCAGUAAUCCUGGUUACUGGCAAUUCGAGAUGCAAGGCAUCGAAAUAGACGGCCAACGCAUUGCGGAACAUCGCCAAGCUAUUGCUGAUACGGGAACAUCGUUAUUGGUGGCGCCUCCAAGGGAGCAUCUGAUUAUAAAUAGGCUGAUUGGCGGAUUCCCUACCACUAGUGGCGAGUAUGUGGUUAACUGUAAUCACAUAGAUCGCCUGCCGGAUAUUAGUUUCAUUAUUGGUGGCCAACGUUUCGCAUUGCAGCCCCGAGAUUAUAUUAUUCGACUAACGGAUGACGAUGGCUCUGCUCUUUGCCUCUCGGCAUUCACUGGAAUGGAUACCGAAUUCUGGAUUUUGGGUGAUGUAUUCAUCGGGAGAUUUUAUACAGCCUUCGAUAUGGGACAACUGCGAAUUGGAUUCGCACCUGCUGCAUAGACAAAAGAAAGUUCUUUGAAAUAAA
Messenger RNA from Drosophila willistoni, 1782 nucleotides. Its product is annotated as lysosomal aspartic protease. The coding region runs from base 591 to 1757 and encodes 388 amino acids. Lineage: Eukaryota; Metazoa; Arthropoda; Insecta; Diptera; Drosophilidae. Gene Ontology annotation, cellular component: lysosome. The record is from RefSeq and is a predicted model, not a curated record. The transcript has a single exon. Gene Ontology annotation, biological process: proteolysis; cell death. Gene Ontology annotation, molecular function: aspartic-type endopeptidase activity.